This is a messenger RNA of Morchella sextelata, 702 nucleotides long. RefSeq lists its product as uncharacterized. The record is from RefSeq and is a predicted model, not a curated record. Gene Ontology annotation, biological process: protein neddylation; positive regulation of ubiquitin-protein transferase activity. The transcript has 4 exons. Bases 1 to 702 code for a protein of 233 amino acids. Gene Ontology annotation, cellular component: ubiquitin ligase complex. Lineage: Eukaryota; Fungi; Ascomycota; Pezizomycetes; Pezizales; Morchellaceae. Gene Ontology annotation, molecular function: ubiquitin-like protein binding; ubiquitin conjugating enzyme binding; cullin family protein binding.
AUGUCGCGCCGUCUGAAUAGAUACUUCAACUCCAACAACACACCUACAGCACCCGCAGCAUCUGCAAGCUCCACUUCCAACUCUACAGCACAGCUGAACAGCAUCUUCGAUAAAUACCAUGAGGCUGGCGAUCCACCUAAUAUCAUUGGCGUCAACGGCGCAAUGAGGUACCUCCAAGAUAUUGGUAUCGGCCUAGAAGAGCCGACCGUUCUCGUCGUUGCAGAACUCUUAAAAGCUCCUACCAUGGGGGAGUUCGCUCGGGAAGGAUUCGUUGACGGGUGGAAGGCAUGCGGCUGUGAAACCCUCGAUAAACAGCGUGCGCGAGUUCCCGCUCUCAGGAGCUCUUUCGGCAACGAUGAAGCCGUAUUCAAGAAGGUCUACCUCUUCACCUACAACUUUGCACGCUCUCCAAACCAGAAAUCCCUCCCGCUAGAGUCCGCUGUGGAGUAUUGGAAGUUACUGUUCGCGUCGCGGUUUAAGGCGCAGAUGGAUAAUUGGAUCGAGUUUUUGGAGACGGAGUACAAGCGUAGCAUCGCGAAAGAUACGUGGAACUGCAUGUACGAUUUUGUCCAAUUAGCGGAUGCGGACCCAACACCGGAGUUAGCGAGCUACGAUAUUGAUGGUGCCUGGCCUUCAAUACUGGACGAUUUUGUAAAUUAUGUCCGUAAGAAGCAGGGAGCGAGUGGGAUGGACACAUCUUGA